UACAAAUGAUGCGCACCCCGUCAGAGAAAGGGGAAACAUGGCAGUUCCCUUGCGCCGUUUACACCACGUUUCGCUUCAAGCUUCAAACGGGCUGAAAUUAGCCCACGACCUUGUGUCAAAAUACAAGUUUAAUUUGUUUGCCACCAGACUGACUGACAGGUCAAGGCAGGUGGCUUUCCGGAAGGGAACGUCAGUCUUCGUUGUGAAUGAGGGACCCGUUCAGGGCAGUGUGGGUUUGAAUGAAUGGCCGCAGGACGGUGGAAACGGUGAACACUCCGAUCAUCCUCCCCGAGUCCACUCGGAGAAACACAAGCUGAGUAACCCGUCGUAUCUUUACGAUGUUCACACCCACCAUCCGGUGGACUCUGUCAGUAACGUGUGUUUCGAGGUGGAAGAUGUGGAAAGGUCGUUCAAGGUGCUCCGCCAACUGGGCUGCAACUUCCUUGUGCCUCCCACGACAGUCGAGGACGAGAAUGGUCUCGUCACCUACUCUGUGGUUAAAUCGGUUGUGGGAAAUGUGUGCCACACGUUGAUUGACAAGACAAAAUACAGAGGGACCUUUUUGCCUGGGUUUACUAUCACUGAAAAGGACCCGAGCUUGCAAAAGGAGGACUUGUCUUGUCCAGUUACCCAUUUUGAUCACAUAACUUAUGCCUGUCCCAGAAAGUCAUCCCACCAGGUCAUGGGGUGGUAUGGGAAGCUUUUUGGCUUUCAGAGAUUUUUCAUUGAUGGCAAUGAAGAUAUAGAUGAAGGUUUCGUUGUGAACCAGGAAGGCGUCGGACUUCGACUCACUGCCAUGCAGUACUGGAAGUGCAGCAAAGCGGGCAUCGCUCUUCCCUUCCCUGACAAAAAAGAACCCGACUGCAAGUUUGUCAUCGCAGAAUCACUUCCUCAUGAAGGCCGCAACCAGGUGGACACCUUCUUGGAGCAGCACAGAGGGGCAGGCGUCCAGCACGUCGCACUCUACACCAAAAACAUUGUCUCUACCGCGCAUGCGAUGGCUGAAGCUGGAGUCCAGUUUUUCUCCCCUCCUCCUGCAUACUACACAGAGGUUUGCACACGCCUUAUUGCAAUAAGAGAGAAGGAAGUUCAGAAGGUCAGUUUAUUCAAUGCUGUCUUUUUUUUUCUUCAAAAGAAAAUAAAAUCAGAGUUAGUUUCACUCCUUUUUUUAGCCUCUCUAUGCAGAUUUCCUGACACAGCUCAGCUCAUAAUCAGUCUCUUCAAGGCCACCACACCGCCCAGCACGGCCAGGACAGAGCCGCUCUUUGUUCAUGAAAACAACACAGACAGAGACACAGAUAUACAGAGUCUGGUUUGCAUGUCAUGUGUUCAUUUGAGUAUUUUGCUUUAAAAAUAGAAACUCCUAAUGAGUUUAUUUGACAGUAUGAUACAUUUCAAGCACUUGUCUCUAUUAAUUCUGAUGAUUAUGGCUUACAAUGAUCCACAAAAGGCCACUGCUACAAAAGCAAAAGAAUAACUGCAGACUGAAGAAUGAUUGUGAAGCAAAACAUAUUCAGAUGAUUGUUGGAGGAAUGCACUGUGUUUUAUUACAUGUUUUUACAUUUUUAAUAUUGGGGAUGCCUUAUUUGAUUUUAUUUUUUAAAUUUUCAAAUAUAUUUAGAAUUUUCUUACCAGAAUAUCCACCUAUUGUUAUUAUUAAGGACUUUCUGUCAGAGGAGAUCUUGCAGAUGAGUAAAUGAAAUAAUAAAAUAUUGUUUUUAAAUAGCUAAUGUACUCAAUGACGGUAUACAGUUAUGGUCAAAUAAAAAAAAAGACUAUUUCCUGAAAACUAAGUAGUAAAUUUAGAAAAUAUCCUAAUAAGACAAAGCAAAUAAAUCAUUUUUUCAUACAAUGAGGAUAUUUAAUUUUUAAAUAAAACCUGGAAAUUUAGGGAGAAGCAACAACAAAAAGUGAGUUCAAAUAGACAAGAAAAAAAAAGUUGGAAUUGGAAUAUAAUUAAGAUAACGAUAUGGUUUACAAUUCAUUUCCCUCCUUCACUCUACACGUUCUUAACCAUCGUCAGGAGAACCACACCGCUCUCUGUGAGCAUUUCGAUCUUUGUCCCUAAUACCUAGAUUGACUGUGGGCAACAGGCGCAUUGAAAAUCCAUCCAACUGAUUUGCAAACCAGUGAUUUCUUACACGUGACGUGUGCUCCGGCAGGUCGGAAAACAGCAGGAAAUAGAGGAGGCGGGACUCGAUCCCCAGAGGCUUUCGGAGCACGGCAUUCUUCUGGAUACGGACCUGCAGCAGGUUCCAUCGUCACAGACAGGAUGCAGCGAAAGCAGAAG
This is a messenger RNA of Xiphophorus couchianus (Monterrey platyfish), 2290 nucleotides long. RefSeq names its product 4-hydroxyphenylpyruvate dioxygenase-like (gene hpdl). The record is from RefSeq and is a predicted model, not a curated record. Lineage: Eukaryota; Metazoa; Chordata; Actinopteri; Cyprinodontiformes; Poeciliidae. Gene Ontology annotation, molecular function: 4-hydroxyphenylpyruvate dioxygenase activity. Gene Ontology annotation, biological process: aromatic amino acid metabolic process. The transcript is spliced from 3 exons. The coding region runs from base 38 to 1351 and encodes 437 amino acids.